Messenger RNA from Pieris rapae (cabbage white), 1640 nucleotides. Its product is annotated as angiopoietin-related protein 7. The record is from RefSeq and is a predicted model, not a curated record. Bases 6 to 1562 code for a protein of 518 amino acids. The transcript is spliced from 8 exons. Lineage: Eukaryota; Metazoa; Arthropoda; Insecta; Lepidoptera; Pieridae.
UCAAAAUGGUUGUGAAACAGUUUAUUCUUUUAUAUCUCUUAAGCUUUUUAUGUGAAGCUAAAAGUGAGAGACACGGAAAGCGUAAAAACGACCACGGCGACAAAAUGUUGUGGAAAAACGAAUACGAAAAUGAAUUAACCAAUGCAAUGAUAACUUCAAAAAAACAUAGAAAUUUUACGCGGGUCCCACAAUCAACAUCCGACAGUGAAAUGGUUUUAGAAAAGCUGUUGGAAUCAAUUACGUCUAGUGAAAAAUAUUUAAAGAAAGUUGAUAGCAUAGAUUUCAGACUAAAUAGGUUAGAUAUAGAGGUACAUGAAAAAUCUAAUAGUAUUCUUAAAUACUUAACUGAGAUCUUUAAAACUGUCCAAAAUUCAGGAUACACUGAGAAAAUGGAACCUGAAUUAGAUAGAAUAAAGCAAGAUAUAAGUGAUAUAAAAAAAUUAUUUGAUAAGACUCUACGAACGAGUGAUAAGGUUGAAGGGACCGAGUACCAAAUGGAAACGUCAUUGGAUAAUCGUUUGACAUUUUUGGAAAGUCAUAUGAAGAAUAUAAUGGCUAGUGUCGAAUCAAUUGCCUCGAUUAUAUCCGAAGUGAAGACUCGACAGAAUGCAAGAACUGUGGUCAGGCCUGACGUAACUGGAUCUUUGGAAGCAAUUGGACUAAUCUCAGAAUUUAGAAGAGCAUUACAGGAACAGAAGUCGAAAAAAUGUGACUGCAAAAUCGGUAGAGUGGAUCGCAUCGAAAGAUAUCCAACAGAUUGCCAGGAGAUUCAAAUGCAGGGCUUCAAUGUGUCAGGGAUUUAUAAAAUUAGACCCGAUGAUAUGGAGCCUUUCUACGUUUUAUGUGAUCUUAGCAGUGCGGGCGGUGGCUGGACGGUCAUACAAAAUCGAUUUGACGGCUCCCAAGACUUCUUUAAAACAUGGUCAGAUUAUAAGUAUGGGUUUGGUAACCUGGCAGGUGAGUUUUGGCUCGGCCUCGAGAAAGUUAACUACCUCACGAAUCAGAAACUCUACGAAUUGAGAAUUGAAAUGGAAUCUCAAGCCAACCAAGAAGCUUUUGCAACAUUUUCAGUGUUCACUGUCGGACCCGAAUAUGAAGGAUACAGAAUCAGUACUUUGGGCACUUACAGAGGAAAUGCUGGCGAUUCUUUGUCAUAUCAUGCGGGUCAGAAGUUUUCCACUCCCGAUGUGGAUAAUGACGAGUGGAAGGAUGGGACCUGCGCGGUAGAACAUGGUGGAGCGUGGUGGUACAAGGAAUGUGAUAAGAGUAACUUGAAUGGCAAGUAUUCCCCUCCUGAAGAUCACCAUGGUCAGUCGAUAUACUGGAUCUCGUUCAAAGGGCCUAAUUCACCUCUUGCCAAGACCCGCAUGAUGAUCAGACCGCUACCUGCCAGCAGGCCUACGGAUUUCACCGAUCAAUCUAGGAAAAUUAUGGAAACAUCCAAACCAAAACCAUUGGACAAGCAGGCAGGGCGUAAAGACAAGAAUUAUGACACUCGCCAGCCUUCCUACCGUUAUGACGACAACUUGCGAGCAGAAGGCUUCUUUCCAACCUACGCGUAAUUUUAAGGAAAAAAUCAUUUAGUGUAUUGUGAUUUUGAUGCAACACUCGAAAACAUGUACUUUUAUUAAAACAUAAAA